AUGGCGAACCGGGGAAAGACUCACAAUGAGGAGGUCUACUGCAUCAAAGACCUCGAGCGAUUGGGCUCAGGCAAGAUGCAAAAGGCUUAUCGUGAAUACUACAACGAGGGAGCUAUGGACCUCAUUACACUCCGAGAGAACGAAUCAGCCUAUGAUCGAUACAUGAUCCGUCCUCGCGUACUACGCGAUCUUUCACACCUGGACACCAGCACUUCCAUCGUCGGGUGCAAGGUAAAGUUUCCCUUCGGAUUCUCUCCAACUGCCAUGCAAACACUGGCACACCCCGACGGAGAGGAGGGUACAUCCAAGGCCUGCGCCAAAAACAAUACUCUCAUGGGCCUAUCAAACUACUCUACCAAGGAGCUGGAAAAUGUCAUAUCACACAGCAAGGGCAACCCUUACGUGAUGCAGAUGAGUCUUCUCAAGAACAAGAAGGCUAUGAUCCAAAUGAUCAAGCGGGCCGAGGCCGCUGGCUUCAAGGCACUAUUUCUCACCCUUGAUGUACCUUACUUGGGCCGACGACUCAAUGAGUAUCGCAACAAGUUCGCCGUGCCCGAGGGUAUGGAAUACCCAAAUCUUUUCCCGGGCGUUGAUGUGACCAAUCUCGAGGAUGGCGAUGAGUCAAUGGCCUACGAUUCCUCUAUUGAAUGGCCACAGAUUAUGCCCUUCUUCCGUCAACAUACAAAAAUGGAAAUCUGGGGCAAAGGAAUCUAUACUGCAGAAGACGCCGAACUCGCCAUAAAGUAUGGCUUCGACGGAAUUGUAAUCUCAAAUCACGGCGGUCGCCAGCUUGAUAGUGUCCCCUCCACCCUCGACGUUCUCCGCGAGAUUGUCCCUGUGGCAAAGGGCAAGAUUCCCAUUGCUGUCGACGGUGGUAUCCGACGAGGCACCGAUAUCUUCAAGGCCCUAGCUCUUGGUGCCGAUUUCUGCCUUGCAGGUCGACCGGCUAUUUGGGGUUUAGCCUACAAUGGCGAAGAAGGUGUAGACCUUGCUAUCAAAUUGCUUUACGAUGAGUUCAGGACGUGCAUGGCGUUAGCAGGUUGCAAGAACGUGUCUGAAAUUCGCAAGGAGAUGGUCUCGCUACUCCAGCCGGAUGGUCGUUUGUUGAAAUUAUGA
Messenger RNA from Penicillium coprophilum, 1116 nucleotides. RefSeq names its product alpha-hydroxy acid oxidase. The transcript has 7 exons. NCBI's taxonomy places the organism in Eukaryota, Fungi, Ascomycota, Eurotiomycetes, Eurotiales, Aspergillaceae. Gene Ontology annotation, molecular function: FMN binding; oxidoreductase activity. Bases 1 to 1116 code for a protein of 371 amino acids. The record is from RefSeq and is a predicted model, not a curated record.